AUGACUUCGAACCCCACGUUCACAUACGGAGGCGUUAAGACGGAUCUUGAGGCGAGAGUUCUGUCGACGAAUGAUGUCCCGAUCCCGGGGCUGUGGGCUACGGGCGAGAUGACGGGGUUGUAUUAUAACGUGUAUCCGCCAGCGACGAGUUGUUUGAGGAGUAUGACGUUUGGAAGAUUGGCGGGCGCGAGUAUUGCGAAGAAUUUGGGGCAGAUGAAGCAGGGCAAGGGGUUGGCGCAGCGUUGA
Messenger RNA from Fulvia fulva, 246 nucleotides. RefSeq lists its product as uncharacterized. The transcript has a single exon. The record is from RefSeq and is a predicted model, not a curated record. Lineage: Eukaryota; Fungi; Ascomycota; Dothideomycetes; Mycosphaerellales; Mycosphaerellaceae. The coding region runs from base 1 to 246 and encodes 81 amino acids.